GGGGCAUUAUUUUACCAUGAACGCUAGGUUGUGUUUGGUUGUGUACUGUGGCGAAGUCGCACUUUUAAGAGCUUGAUCGAGCAGCGGCAGUAAUUUUGUUUCAAUAAGUUAAAGUAUAGAGGUGGUAGGCUGAAAUAACUUAUUGGUCUGACUCGUCCAUGAGAGCACACUAAAAUGCCACUGUCUCAUUUUGAUGAGCGGAGUGGUGCCGUGAGUUGCCCAACACCCUGGGGUCGCUGGUGGCAGACAGUCGGUGAAGUGUUUGUCGAGAUUGAAGUUCCCAAAGGCACACGAGGCAAGGACGUUCGAAUCCAGAUCACUCCCAGACACAUUUCUUGUGCAGUGCAUAGCAAAGAACUCUUUUGUGGGAAUCUUCAUCGCACUGUUGUUGCUGAUGAAUCAACAUGGACCAUUGAAGAGCGGCAGCGGGUGUUGAUUUUGCUUGUUAAGACAGAACCUGCUAAUUCGGAAAAGGUGUGGGAAUCAUUGCUUGAUGGACAGUAUGCACCAGAUCCACAGAUCAUGCAUGAGAUGAUGAAGAAACUGGACCUGGAGAAGUUUCAAAUAGAGAACCCAGGCUUUGACUUCAGUGGAGCCAAACUAGAUAAAGCAUAUGACCGCAUUCCAGGCCUUCAUGACGGCACUUUAGAAAGUCAAGCAAUGGGACUUCAUCUGGAACAGGCCAAGGAUGAAUCUGCUGCCAGGCUGGAUUCUAAAGCCGGAAGCUUUUCUUUGUAACCAAGUUUUCAGGCCUGCCUUCGUCUUCCUUCACCAGCAUUUGUUCCUUCAACAUUUAUUGUUUGUUUUUCUAUGAGGCAUGUGUUUGUAAUUUGCCCUGUAAAAUUCUGUGUGGACGGAUGUGUCAGCAAUUCUUUUGCCUUGAGUUUUAGGCCUAGUUAGAAUCACUGCAAAGAUUCUAAAUAUGUAUGUCAGGUUAAAACACAAAGAACAUGACUUGUAAGAAGUUAUAUGCAGCAGCUCAAACUGCAUAUAAAACAUUGACAGUGAUGUAGUGAUCGUGUCUUUUUUAGAUUAACUGAAGCUUUUGCUGCAUCAAGCUUCCACGUAUCACUCCGGCUUCUAUGCUGUCAAAAAGUGGCUGGACUGCAUUAGCCUCACAUUAUUCAACCAGAGAAGCUACACAGUGUACUGGAUAUUUCUUGCAUUUAAAAUUUCACACGACUCACAUUCUUUUGUAUACCAGCAUGGAAAUAUGAUUGGGGCAUUCAUACCAAGGAUGGUGUGACUUUCACCACAAAAGAAGGUAAAUGUAUCAAGGUGAAGCACUUUAUAUUUUUGUUAUUGUUGUGACUCCUUUUUUUGUUUAGUCAAUGAUGGAUGUUGUCAUAGAAUUAUUUGCUUGCUAGACCUGUGAAGUUGGUAUGUGGCCAAAACAAGAUUGGAAGCCCCAGUUAGCAUUGAAGCAUCAGUGACUUGCCAAACGCUAGCAGUUAAAAAAGCUAGUAGGCAAAUUUUGAAGGUUUAAGUAAAGGCACAUGUUUUAUUGAAAGAAAUAGGUCACAUACCUUGAUUUGGGUGAGUUGGUUAAUCUUGACAGUGUUCAUAAAACAGCACUGAAGACGAAAAGAACACACCCUCCCGUCAGUGCCUGUUGUGUUGUAUCUGUUCUUUUCGUAUUCAUCUUUAGCACUGUUUUAUGAACACUGUCAAAAUAGGCCUGAGUGCAUUUUAAUGAUGGCUGGCAGUAUCUGACCCAGUGACUAAAACAUAGCUGACAAUUGCCCAAGUAAAAACAAAAGCUUUAUGCAUCUCUAUGUUAAUGUGGAUGGUGCCUUAUAGCAAUGUGUGGACUCAACACAUAUAUUACUUGAGGCCUGGGAAGGUCUUAUCGGAAAGCGUAAAGCAUUAAAUGGUUUCUAAACCCACUGUCUUGCACAAGUACUUUUGGUUUCUUUGAAAAUGCCUACGCCGUUGUCUGUAAGCUUGUAAAUGUGCAAAAUGACUUGGUGUGUUUUUUAAAAAUGUGAGAACAUGUGUGCCGGUGUUUGUGCUACUCUUUUCAGUACUGCUCAGUGCUACCUCAGACUGUUGCAUGCCCAACAGGCAAAAAGGAAUUGCAGGAGCUGCUUUGAGCAGUUGCAGGGGAUGAGUUUUACUUCCUCCGUGUUGCCCUGGAGUGUAUGUUAUUUGCAUCAUGGUAUGAAAGAAUAAAUGUCUGUCACACUUUGAA
Messenger RNA from Dermacentor andersoni, 2191 nucleotides. Its product is annotated as nudC domain-containing protein 2-like. The record is from RefSeq and is a predicted model, not a curated record. Lineage: Eukaryota; Metazoa; Arthropoda; Arachnida; Ixodida; Ixodidae. Gene Ontology annotation, cellular component: cytoplasm. Gene Ontology annotation, biological process: protein folding.